Messenger RNA from Sorex araneus (European shrew), 2100 nucleotides. RefSeq names its product cell wall biogenesis 43 C-terminal homolog (gene CWH43). The record is from RefSeq and is a predicted model, not a curated record. NCBI's taxonomy places the organism in Eukaryota, Metazoa, Chordata, Mammalia, Eulipotyphla, Soricidae. The transcript is spliced from 16 exons. The coding region runs from base 1 to 2100 and encodes 699 amino acids. Gene Ontology annotation, cellular component: endoplasmic reticulum. Gene Ontology annotation, biological process: GPI anchor biosynthetic process.
AUGCCCUCCCCGUGGAGGGAAAUCCUCGCGGAGACGCUGCUGGGCUACGUUGCCUGGUCGCUCUGCCAUGGCCUGGGACCCAUGAUCUAUUACUUCCCUCUGCAAACACUGGAGCUCACCGGGAUGGAAGUUUUCAGCCUCGCGUAUCUUUCUCCAAUCUUCCUCACAGUCACUCCUCUCUGGAAACUGGUGAACAAGAAGUGGAUGCUAGCCCUUCUGCGGGUCAUCACUAUUGGUAGCAUUGCCUCGCUCCAGGCUCCAAAUGCUCAACUUCGGCUUGUGGUCCUUGCAUUUGGGGUAUCAUCCUUGCUGAUAGUGCAAGCAGUGACAUGGUGGACUGGAAGUGGUUUACAAAGGUACUUCAGACUCUGGGGCUUCAUUUUAGGUCAGAUUCUUCUUGUAGUUCUCCGCAUCUGGUACACUUCCUUAAACCCAAUCUGGAAUUGUGAUACGUCCAACAGAGUGAUACUGACCUUAAGUGCCAUAGCCACACUUGAUCGCCUCUAUACAGAUGACGAGUACAGUCAAGCUGAGGACAAGAAGCCAGGUGAGGCGCGCAGAGCAGCGGCCGCGGGGUCCAACUCUGUGCUGGCAGGAGCUGCCUUGGGCAAUCUCAUGUUCAUCACCCACUGGAUCUUUGGAGAAGUGUCCCUUGUUUCCAGGUGGGCAGUGAGUGGACAUCCCCAUCCAGGGCCGGAUCCUAAUCCAUUUGGCGGUGUGAUUCUGCUGGCCUUGGUGAGCGGACUGGUGCUCUCGACUGCUUCCUGGUUUCCUGCUACCAGCUUCAUCUGGUGGGUUACAGGAGCAGCUUCAGCCGCCGGCCUCCUCUACCUGUCCACCUGGGCUGCGGCGCUUUCGGGGGCUGUGCUGGCCCUCUUCACGGGCUCUGUGUGGCCACAGGUGCUGGGGCACCUUCUGAGCUCAGGGCCCAACCCGGGGAAAGCUAUGACCGUGGCCAUGACCUUCUACAUGCUGGAGAUCCUUUUCUGUGCCUGGUGCACGGCUUUUAAGUUUGUCCCAGGAGGUGUCUAUGCUCGAGAAAGAUCCGAUGUGCUUUUGGGAACUGUGAUGGCGUUUAUUGGGCUGAGCAUGCGAUUUGGUCCUAAGAAAAGUUUUGACUUUCUUCUUCAAACAAAAAACAGUCCAAAAGGGCUUUUCAGAAAGAGUGAAAAAUACAUAAAGCUUUUUUUGUGUCUGCUUGUGGGUGUCGGUUUAUUGGGAUUAGGACUACGGCAUAAAAGCUACGAGAAGAAACUGGGCAAAGGGGCCCCGGCCUCAGAGGUGUCUGCUGCCAUCUGGCCUUUCCGGUUUGGCUAUGACAAUGAGGGAUGGUCCAGUCUCGAAAGAUCAGCUCAGCUGCUCAAUCAGACAGGUGCAGAUUUCAUAACCAUUUUGGAGAGCGAUGCAUCUAAGCCCUUUAUUGGGAACAAUGACCUAACCAUGUGGUUAGGGGAAAAGUUGGGUUUCUAUACGGACUUUGGGCCGAGCACCAGGGAUCACACGUGGGGGAUCAUGGUUUUGUCCCGCUACCCCAUAGUGAAAUCGGAGCAUCACCUUCUCCCGUCACCAGAGGGCGAGAUUGCACCGGCCAUCGCACUGACCGUCAACGUCUCCAACCGGCUGCUGGACUUGGUGGUGACACACUUUGGGAAUCACGAAGAUGACCUCGACAGGAAACUUCAGGCAAUCGCCGUUUCAAAACUACUGAGAAAUAGUUCUGAUCAAGUGAUAUUUCUGGGCUAUAUCACAUCAUCACCUGGUUCUAGAGAUUAUCUACAGCUCAUUAAACAUGGCAAUGUGAAGGAUAUUGACAGCACAGAUCAAGAUCGAUGGUGUGAAUACAUUAUGUAUAGAGGCCUGAUCAGGCUGGGUUAUGCGCGAAUUUCUCACGCGGGGCUAAGCGACUCUGAAAUUCAGAUGGCCCGAUUUAGGAUCCCAGAUGACCCCAUUCAUUACAGAGACAACCAGAAUGUGGUCACAGACCAGAGGAAAGUUCCUGAAGAAAUUCACUUCAACCCUAGAUUUGGAUCCUACAAAGACGGGCACAAUUAUGAGAACAAUCAUCAUUUUCAUAUGAGUACUCCCAAAUACUUUCUAUGA